CUUCAUUUUUCUUCCUAGGAGGUGAUUCCUGUCACUACCACUGACCAAAAACCAUCCUAGGUCAGAGGGUCUCUGACCCCGGUGGGCAGGGCCACUCAGGGGCUUCGGCCCUUGAGUCUCUCCAUUUGUGGAGUUUCUGGUGAGGGUGCAGUUUUCCUCAUCAACUCCUUAAGGAAUUUUUGCUGCCACCACGACUGAUCAAUAUCAGUGGGAUCUGAAGAUCUCUGAUCCUGGUGGGAAGGGCCCCUCAUUGGCCUUCACCCCUUGAAUCUCCCUACUUUAGUAAAAUUCUUUUGAGUGUGCAGUUUUUGUCACCAACUCCUUAAGUCUAAAGCAAGACUUGAAGAAUCCAACUCAUAAAAGCCAGCCUGGUUUUAUACCUAGUCUGUUUAUAAACAGCACCCUCUGAAGACUGUCUCCCCAAGUGGUCUGCAGGGACAAGUCUCCUGAUAGUGUCAUCUGAGCACUCUUAAAGAGUGCAAGGAAGAAUUGAACAAUGACCAUAGUUGACAAAGUUGAAUCUUCAGACCUCUCAGCCUGUCAGAAUCAGCCUGGCAGUUCUGAGGCAGUCUCACCUGGAGACAUGGAUGCGGGCUCUGCCAGCUGGGGUGCUGUGUCUGCAUUGAGUGAUGUUUCCAGUCACACGCCUUCUUUAGGACCAGUACCUGGUGCUGUCUAUUCAAAUCCGGCUGUACCUGAUAAAUCAGAGCUAUCACCACAAAAGGAUCAAGCCCUAGGUGAUGGCAUUGCUCCGCCACAGAAAAUUCUAUUUCCAUCAGAGAAGAUUUGUCUUAAGUGGCAACAAACUCAUAGAGUUGGCGCUGGGCUUCAGAAUUUGGGUAAUACCUGUUUUGCCAAUGCAGCAUUGCAGUGUUUGACAUAUACACCACCUCUCGCCAAUUACAUGUUAUCACACGAACACUCCAAGACAUGUCAUGCAGAAGGAUUUUGUAUGAUGUGUACAAUGCAAGCUCAUAUUACCCAAGCACUCAAUAAUCCUGGGGAUGUUAUUAAACCCAUGUUUGUCAUCAAUGAAAUGCAGCGCAUAGCUAGGCACUUCCGUUUUGGAAACCAAGAAGAUGCCCAUGAAUUUCUUCAGUACACUGUUGAUGCUAUGCAGAAAGCAUGCUUGAAUGGAAGCAAUAAAUUAGAUAGACACACCCAGGCCACCACACUUGUUUGUCAGAUAUUUGGAGGAUACCUAAGAUCAAGAGUCAAAUGUUUAAAUUGCAAGGGCGUUUCAGAUACUUUUGAUCCAUAUCUGGAUAUUACAUUGGAAAUAAAGGCGGCUCCGAGUGUUAACAAGGCAUUGGAACAGUUUGUGAAGCCGGAACAGCUAGAUGGAGAAAACUCCUACAAGUGCAGCAAGUGUAAAAAGAUGGUUCCAGCUUCAAAGAGGUUUACUAUACAUAGAUCAUCUAAUGUUCUUACACUCUCUCUGAAACGCUUUGCAAAUUCUACUGGUGGAAAAAUUGCGAAGGAUGUGAAGUACCCUGAGUAUCUUGAUAUUCGGCCAUACAUGUCUCAACCAAAUGGAGAACCCAUUAUUUAUGUUUUGUAUGCAGUGCUGGUCCACACCGGAUUUAACUGCCAUGCGGGCCAUUACUUCUGUUACAUAAAAGCUAGCAAUGGCCUGUGGUAUCAAAUGAAUGACUCCAUCGUAUCUACUAGUGAUAUUAGAUCGGUACUCAGCCAGCAAGCCUAUGUGCUCUUUUACAUAAGAUCCCAUGAUGUGAAAAACGGAGGUGAACUUACUCAUUCCACCCACAGCCCUGGCCAGUCCUCUCCCCGCCCAGUCAUCAGUCAGCGGAUUGUCAGGCAGGCUACGUCAGGAUUCAUUAGACAACUUCCCUCUCACAUGAUGAAGAAUUCACCUCACUUGAAUGGGACUGGGCCACUGAAAGACACGCCAAGCAGUUCCAUGUCGAGUCCUAAUGGAAAUCCCAGUGUCAACAGGGCUAGUCCUGUUAACGCUCCUGCUUCUGUUCAAAACUGGUCAGUUAACAGGCCCUCUGUGAUUCCAGAACACCCCAAGAAACAAAAAAUCACCAUCAGUAUUCAUAACAAGUUGCCUGUUCGCCAAGGUCAAUCUCAGCCUAACCAUCAUAGCAAUUCCGUGGAGGCCCCUAUCAAGCCUGUUCCUUCUUCUACUGUCACCAACUAUUCUGCGAUACAGUCUACCUCGAAUGCAUCCACAAUGACAAUUUCUAGUAAAGUAGCAAAACCACUCUCCCCAAGUGAGUCCUGCUCUAAGCCAGUGAUGAAUGGUAAAUCCAAGGUGAGCUCCAGCGUGCUAGUCCCCUAUGGUACAGAGUCAUCUGAAGAAUCCGAUGAGGAGUCCAAGGGCCUGGCCAAAGAGAAUGGCGUGGGCCAGAUUACCACUGCUUACUCUGCUGACCACGAAGCUGAAGAUGAUGAGGCCCCACCCCAUGAGCUUCAAGAGCCUAUCACUCUAAAUGGUGCUAAUAGUACAGACAGUGACCCAAAAGAAAAUGGCCUGCCAUUGGAGGGUGCCAGUUGCCAAGUCCAACCCACUUUACACUCAGAAAAUCCCUUUUCUAAAGCAAACGGUCUUCCUGGAAAGUUGAUACCUGCUUCUUUGCCCUCUCUUCCGGAAGACAAAGUCUUAGAGACCUUCAAACUUAGCAACAAAGGAAAAGGCUCAACAGAUGAAAUAAGUCCACCUGAAACAGAGCAAGGUUCGUCAGGGGAUCUUGCUGUGGAGCUUGAGGCUGCCAUUGCCACUACUGGUUCCCAUGAGAAGCUGGACCCAAUCACAAGUCUGUGCAGCAAAUUUAAGAAGGCUUUGCUCUCCCCUGACACCAAAUCUACCAAAGAAGUUGCCUCAGAAAACAGUUCAGCCAAACCUGAUGAAUCUUUGCCCAUCGUAAACAACCUUUGUAAUGCCAAUAAGACCCCCACAGGGGAUGACCAACUUCCUGAACUCUGUGAUACUGGGAACUUAACACAAGACUGCAGUGAAACCCCCCAAGAGGCUCAAGGGUUGUUAAUUGAGAGGCUGCAGGAUUCUGCGCCAACAGAAGCAGUGGAAAAGCUGAGCCCAGCACCCUCUGUACAUUCGGAAGCUGGAUGUGAGCAUAAGCUUGUAGUUUACCUCAGCAGAGACCAGUGCAGUGACGCAGAGGCCCCAUCCCGGAGCACAGGGGCGUCUGCUGAUGUGCUGCCCUCUCCUCUGCCAGACAGGACCACAGGUACCCAUCCUGAGGGGGGCCCUGAGCAAAGUCACAGUCACAGAGAGAGGUGCAGCGAAAGUAAGGUAGGGCAGAAAGUUCCGGAUCACCCUCCAGUUAAAGAGAAAAUCAGCAGCCUUAGAAAAGUUGACCGAGGACAUUACCGUAACCGCCGAGACCGCUCCUCUAGUGGGGAACGUGUGCAAAAAAGCAGGAGUAGGAGUCAGAGUCGAAGCAGGACUGAGGACCAUUGUCACAAAAAGCGGCGCUCCUACAACAGAAAGCACAGCAAGCAGGAGUGCCACACACUGGAGCACUGCAACGGGAGCCAGCAUCCCCUGUGCUAUGGCGACAGGGUGAGCCCAGCUGAGCGCCGCUCUCUGAGCAGGUACAGUUACCACCAUUCACGAACCAGGAAUGGGGCUGACCAGGACUGGAGCCGCUACCACCACUUGGACAGUGAGCAUGCCUGGCUCCCGGAGAAGUACUACCCCAAGAAGAUGAGGUGGGACAGGUGCAGGUACUACCCCGACAGGUACACCCCCUAUGCAGUCAGGGAGCUCAGUAUGAAGCGGCCACACAAGGACUCUUCCCGGGCCAGGAAGGGCUGGGAGCCACCUUCCCGGGUGAGGGAGCGGACGCACUUCUACAGCCCGCGCACAGGUGCCGCACCCCCUUUCCCUCUGCACCCUGAGCGGUAUCCCCAGGAAAAGGUUGCCUUUGGAGCUGACGACAGAGGUUGCGGCCUGUCUGAUCGCUUCCAUGAACAUGAAAGCAUGAAGUCACGCAAACGGAAGUAUGAGAGCCGUGAUUGUGACAGUCAUGUGGAAAAGAAAGCCCACAGGAGCCUGCCUAAAGAGCUGGAGGAGCCCAAGGCAAAGAAGCACAAAAAAUCAAAGAAGAAAAAGAAAUCUAAAGACAAACACCAGGAGCGCGACUACAGGCAUCAGCUGGAUCCAGGUCUUCCAGUAGUGUACUUGGAUUCUGACCUCCAUAGACACAAGAAGAAGAAGAAAAAGAAAAAGAAGAGGCACUCAGGGAAAUCAGUGGAAUUCAUAAAAGAAUCAGGACUACAGUCACCGAAGGCCUCAAGCUAUGAGACUGUCAACCAUUUCCAGAGACCUGAGGGCAGCUUCCUGCUCACCGAUGUUCUGCCUGUGGAGGACACUGGAUCUUUCCGCAAGAAAAAUAAGCAUUUAAGGAUGGAGAGCAGGGCCAACAGGUGCCACCUGCUGGAGUAUGGCCAGGAUUCAACGUGUUCCACAGAAGCCAUCCCAACUCAGCUUAAAUUAUAAACAUAAAUUUGUUCAAAUCUGCGUGGUGCUUCUUUAGUAAAUACUGUACAGAUUUUACCAUGAAUUUUUUUUUUUAACCUUUUCUUAAUUGCCCUUAUUCCAAAAGGAUGAACACUUUCUACAACUGCUGACCAUUGUAAAAUACCGUGUAUAUAAAUCACAUUGAAAAUAAUGCCCUGGAAUAGAACAUCUCAAAUGCUGCUUAAUUACAGACUCAGGUUGAUUACUUAUAUUUCAUGUAAUGUUCCUCCAAGUUAGACAUCUGGUGCAAGACCAACCGGGAAACCAUGGAAUUAUUAAAAGUACAAACUGACAGUGCGUGUGUUUAAUUUAAAUACUUAUUUAAAAAUUUACAAGCUCUCAACUAGACUUUGAGGGCAGUCUGUUUUCUGUAAUGUCUGAUACUAGAAACUAAUUUGCUUCAUAUUUUAGUUGUAUUCAAGAUUUGAAAAUGUAUUUUAUAGACAAGUUCUGUUUUUGAACUUUGUGGAACUAUUCCAAUCAACUUACCAGUUAUGAUAAGUAUUCACAUUAUGAAUGUAUAAUCUAAACAUUAUUUGUAAAGCUUACAGUAUGUUUUUAUUACAUAACACUUUUUUAUACUGUGUCGCGUCAACUGUAUGAUAUUGGAGUCUGAGUUGUCAGCUUAGUCCCUUAAAGUUUCUAGUUACAGACAAAAUCAUACUGUGAUUUUAUUUUUAAUAUGGAUAUGCUAUCAAACUGUGAUACACUUAUAAUUCACUGGUCCUGCAUCAGGAGAUGGAGUGGGGAAAACUGUAUUUAAUACAGUUUCUAUCUGAAUAAUCUGUAUGGUUUAUACAGUUUGUGUUGUUCAGAGAUGUCUAAAGUUUGAUCUUUGUUUUUUUAAAGAUUAAAAAAGCACUUGCCCCACUGUAAAUAUACAGCAUGUAAAAUUUAUAUAGUAUAUAAAUGG
Molecule: messenger RNA, 5420 nt
Organism: Fukomys damarensis (Damara mole-rat)
Lineage: Eukaryota; Metazoa; Chordata; Mammalia; Rodentia; Bathyergidae
Gene: Usp42
Product: ubiquitin specific peptidase 42
Exons: 19
Coding region: 497-4486 (1329 amino acids)
Biological process (GO): regulation of apoptotic process; protein deubiquitination
Cellular component (GO): nucleus; cytosol
Molecular function (GO): cysteine-type deubiquitinase activity; cysteine-type endopeptidase activity
Source: RefSeq, a predicted model, not a curated record